This is a messenger RNA of Rhopalosiphum padi (bird cherry-oat aphid), 1969 nucleotides long. RefSeq lists its product as uncharacterized. The record is from RefSeq and is a predicted model, not a curated record. Gene Ontology annotation, molecular function: transmembrane transporter activity. The coding region runs from base 277 to 1929 and encodes 550 amino acids. The transcript is spliced from 10 exons. Gene Ontology annotation, cellular component: membrane. NCBI's taxonomy places the organism in Eukaryota, Metazoa, Arthropoda, Insecta, Hemiptera, Aphididae. Gene Ontology annotation, biological process: transmembrane transport.
GUGAUAUAUUGUGCGCGGAUUGAGAAAACAAACAGCUCGAAUAAUUUAAAAUUUCUAUAGGUUAUGUCGUACUCUAUGUGUUGUAUACGAACGUGAACCUGGCAACAACACCGCGAAAGCCGAACUCACUACGAGUACAGCGUUAUCUCACGAUGAUAAUAUUAUUAUGUCGCGUUAACAACCGUUUUGUGCGAAAAGCAUUACCAAAUCGUUCUUUUUUGCCUGCCGUCUUGAAGAAUCCGACGACAAAAAAUCGAAAGCGAAUCCAUAUGAACAAUGGAGUCUGAAAGGGUAUAUGAGUGGUCCAAUGCUUACAACAACCGCGUUUGCUCUUCGGACGAGUCGACGAAUACGGAGACGGAAAUCAAUCUGGCGGUCCGCGCAGAUAAGAUUUACAAACGAGCCCAGGAAGUGUACCGAAAAACGGAAACGCUGAAUUUAUCGGCUGGUGCCGAUGACAAAAAUGAUUUCUAUGACAUGCAGUCCACGCCGUGUUACUCAGAAUUGUCUUUUGAACAUUUGACAAAACUUCCGGCGAACGUUCCGGAACGCGAACAUAGAGUAUUAGUUGUCGUCUUACUAUCGAUCACAUUCUUCUUACAGAUGUUUUCGCGCGACUUUUGUGUACCGUUUUUUGAACCGACUUCAAUUGUUCUACCACAAGGAUUGCAGACUCCCUUAUCGCUGUUCCCUAUUUGGAACAUAGUCGUGGGCGUAUUGUUAACGAUUCCAGCUUGCGUGGGCAUCAACAAGUAUGGUAUCCGGACCUGUCUGUUGUAUUCUUGUGCAUUGUCGUCGUUUGGAGUGGGUGUACGGUGUCUGUCAACGAUCGGCGAUUCGACUUUUGUGUUGCACGUGUCUGCCGUGUUUCUGUCGAGUGCUUCGGUCGUCGUAAAACCUUUGACGGUCACCGUGUCCACUUGUUGUUUCCUGACCGGCGAAAGAAACACGGCAACAGGAUUUUUGACUUGUGCUUCGAUGGCCGGCGCGGCGGCCGGUCUCCUAGUGACAACGGUCUUGCGACAAGAACAGCCGUAUCCUCAGCCCGCAAUAACAAGUGAACAUAUGCGCAUCAAUAAUAUGAUUAUCUUAUAUCUGUCGUUUGUUGCAAACCUUGUUUGCCUGCUAUUCGCAUACUUCGUGUUCCCGCACGAACCCAGAAAGAGGAAACACUGCGAUCAAUCGACGGAAACCAAGCAAAAAUACGAUGUGCCAUCCGCAUGGUUUCUGUUGCAGACAGUUUUCAAGUCAAUACAGUACCUAUAUUAUCAAACUUAUUAUUACGAUAAACUUUUAAGAAUAUUAAAAUAUUCCGCGAACGAAAAUAAUUUAAAAUUUUACAGAAACUCCGAUCUGGUCUACGUCGCUCUUUCAUACGCGUGUUCCAAUGCGCUCUCUUGGCCUUGGUAUCAAAUGAUCGACAUCACGUAUUCUAAAGUUGGCUUUCCUCAGACUGUUGGUAAGGACUGCCGAUUGUGGAUGAUCAUUCACGCGUGCGUACUAUCGCUGUCCGUUUGCUGGUUGGCCGAUCGGAUAGUGGGAUCCAGCAAGCGUCUUGGGAUUUUGUGCCACUCUCUCGCCACGGUCUUUAUGCUGUGGGUCGUGUUAGCGUUGUGUGUCAAAAUUCUACGUAGGAGAACGAAUUCCCUGGUGUUUGGCGUCAUGUUUGCGUUUCCGUUGUCGUGGACCACGCAGAGUUUACUAUAUGAACUGGCCGCGGACUAUGCACAUCCGCUGCCGGAAAGCAUGGCCGUUGGUCUUAUCUGCCUGUUGGAAACGUCGUGUGAAAGUUGCAUGUACUUCAUACUGUAUGCUUUCCCCAAAUUCCAUUUGUACUGGUUGCAUGUGUUCACGUUCAUAGCUGGAUUAUUGAGCGUCAUAUUUAUCAUAUUAAUAAAGGGGAAAAAAUUCGAUAGAUAUUAUAACUAAAACAACAAUUUGUAAUAUUAGUACUUAUAAUUAUGUUUAA